AUGGCGAUAGCAGAGCAAACCAGCAAUAUCUUCACAGAUCAGUCUGCUCUUCUCUCUCUCAAAGCCAGUAUCACCAGUGAUCCUCAAAACAUGAUCUUCAGUAACUGGUUUAUCAACACCUCCAUUUGCAACUGGACUGGGGUUACUUGUGGUGCAAGUCCCCGCAGAGUCAAGGUCUUAGACCUUGCUUACUUUGGUCUUGCAGGUACCAUUCCUGCGUCUGGGUCCUUGUUAAAUCUCCAAACCUUGGAUUUGCACAGUAAUCAAUUUUCAGGUUCUGUACCUGCUACUAUCUUCAGUUUAUCUGCACUGCAAGUGAUAAAUCUUAGGAACAACCAUCUAUCAGGUAGCAUACCAGCAGAAAUUGGAAACUUAAAACUGCUGAAGGCAAUAUAUAUUGAUGAUAAUGAAUUUGACGAAAUUCCAAACGAGAUUGGCUCUUUGGAUCAGGUAGAGAAGUUGUCUGUGCAAUCCAAUGCGCUAAAAGGACAUGUUCCUGUAGCUAUCUUCAACAUGUCUUCUUUGAUCAUUUUGAAUCUACAUGGAAACAACUUGACUGGUAGUAUUCCAGAUAAUAUCUGCCAGAAACUUCCUAAAAUUCAAGAGCUGUAUUUUGGUCACAACAAGUUUGAUGGUCCACUUCCAUCCACACUCUGGCAAUGCAAACAGCUUCUUGUAUUAUCGUUGGAGGCUAACAAUUUCAGUGGAACCAUAUACAAGAGUAUCGCGAACUUGACUCGCUUAAAAGAGAUCUCUCUUGGCUACAAUAAUUUCACAGGUACUAUACCACAUGGCAUAGGCGAUCUUCCAAAUUUAGAGAUUUUGUCACUCAUGGUUAAUAAUCUUGAUGGCCUCAUCCCAUCCACAGUCUACAACAUGUCCUCUGUAAGACUGAUAUCCAUUUCUAGUAAUUAUCUGUCUGGCAGGCUUCCAGCAAACGUAGGCCUUGGAUUUCCAAAAAUACAACGGUUUUAUGCAUCGGAUAAUAAACUCAGCGGAGUAAUCCCCAAAUCCAUCUCUAAUGCUUCUAAGCUCACAGGCCUGGACCUGAGAAGUAACUCAAUUUAUGGCUCUAUUCCUAGCUCACUUUGUGCCUUACCAUUCCUUGAGAGGCUGUUCUUGGAAUCAAACAACUUGAAGAUUGAUACAUUUACUCCAGAAGUAAAUAUGCUCUCUUGCUUAGCCAGUCUUACAAAGUUGAGGAAGUUUUGGGUGUCUCACAAUCCAUUAUAUGCCAUGCUUCCAGUUUCUCUUGGAAAUCUCUCUACAUCACUUGAAGAUUUAAGAUUGAGGAACUGCAACAUGUCAGGGAAGAUUCCGAAUCCUAUUGAAAACUUGAGCAGCUUGACCUUCUUAGACUUGGGAUCAAAUCAAUUGAGCGGCUCAAUUCCAACUACCAUAGGAAGACUACAAAACCUUCAAGUUCUUAACUUGAGUAACAACAUAUUGAGAGGUUCUAUUCCAGAUGAACAUUGUCAGCUGAAGAACUUAGGUGACUUGCUUCUGCAAGGCAAUCAACUCUCUGGUUCUAUACCUUCCUGCUUGGGUGAUCUGAAUGCAGCUCUGAGAAGUCUUUCACUAGGGUCUAAUUUGUUUACUUCUACAAUGCCAUCUACCUUGUGGAAGCUUACUUAUCUCCUACACUUGGACUUGUCAUCCAAUUCUCUAACUGGACCUCUAGAGCUUGGCCAUUUGAAAGUUGUCACUGAAGUAUAUUUGUCGAAUAAUCAUUUGUCAGGUCCAAUACCAACUGGUAUCGGGAAUCUCCUGGACCUGGUAAUUCUCAAACUAGCAAACAAUAGUUUAGAAGGUGCUAUUCCUAGUUCUUUUGGGUAUCCACUAAGCUUAGAAAUCUUGGAUUUAUCCAAAAACAAUCUGUCAGGGGAGAUUCCAAAGUCUCUAGCAACACUUCCACAACUCAUAUAUUUGAAUUUGUCCUUCAACAAACUGCAAGGAGAAAUUCCAAACGGUGGAGCUUUUGGAAAUUUGUCUCAUGAAUCAUUCCUGUCGAAUGGUGAACUCUGUGGUUCACCCCACCUGCAGGUUCCACUGUGUCCAAAUUUAAAGAGUACUCCACUGAGUCAAACUAGACACAUUUGUAAUUUGAAGUAUAUUAUUCCAGGGAUCACCUUAGUGAUAUUUGCAGUGGUCUUCAUAUGGAGAUUAAUAUUGCAUAGAAAAAGGAAAGCAAAAGCUGCAUUGGUGACUACAUUGUUACCACCUCAAACUCUUUGGAGAAGAGUUUCAUACCAAGAACUCCGAAGGGCUACUAUGGAUUUGCUGAUACCAACUUACUUGGCACUGGGAGUUUUGGCUCAGUUUAUAAAGGGACACUAUCAGACGGGAUUUUAG
Molecule: messenger RNA, 2352 nt
Organism: Argentina anserina (silverweed cinquefoil)
Lineage: Eukaryota; Viridiplantae; Streptophyta; Magnoliopsida; Rosales; Rosaceae
Product: LRR receptor-like serine/threonine-protein kinase GSO2
Exons: 5
Coding region: 1-2352 (783 amino acids)
Molecular function (GO): protein binding
Source: RefSeq, a predicted model, not a curated record